Molecule: messenger RNA, 1269 nt
Organism: Caenorhabditis bovis
Lineage: Eukaryota; Metazoa; Nematoda; Chromadorea; Rhabditida; Rhabditidae
Source: the annotation of a GenBank genome assembly
AUGCUCGCCAAAUACUCGAUUCAAAACUAUGAUAAAGCGACGGCGACCUACUCGAAAAUUCGCACCGGCAUUCUAUAUUUAACGCCCGGCGAUAACAAAUGCAGAUUUUAUUGCAAAGGUCCGAGAUGUCGAUUUUGUGUGGUGCCGUCGAGAAGUCAAACAGUUCAAGCGAUUCAAGGGCUCUAUUCGACAUGGGUCACUGACAAUAUUCUGGCGAUGGCUCGACUCCAACCGCGUCAUUUCGAUGAAUUCUCAAUCAUCGAGCAAUUCAUUAAAAACGACAUCAAAUCGGUGUUCAAUUUGCAACAAUUCGGCGAGCACGCGUUUUGCGGUUCGGGAAAUCUGACGAGCGGCUUCAGCUACGAUCCGGAGGCGUUGAUGCGAAGCGGAAUUUACUAUUACAAUUUCCCAUUGCCGGAUUUCGAAGCGUGCAGCGUCGAUCGUUUAUUGGACAUUGUGAAAGUUGUCGAUUUCGCCGUGUCGAUGGGCAAAGUUGCGAUUCAUUGUCAUGCCGGUCACGGACGCACCGGAAUGGUUAUUGCCGCGUGGCUAAUGUACUCGGGCGGUGUGUCGCCGGCGAGAGCCGUCGGUCUCGUUCGAAGUCGAAGAGAAGCCGCUGUUCAAAGUAGGGACCAAGUCGAAACUUUGCACAAAUUUAUGUUAUUAAUGCAAAAUGACGGUGGAAUGAUAAUUGAUUCGAAAAAAUACGAGCUCAUCACUCAAUAUGUCGCUUACAAUCAGAAAUUUAUCAGUAAAGCAGAAGCAAGAUAUUAUGGAAACGUGCCAAAGAUAGUGUACGUCACAAUGAAUAUUAUUUUGAAUAAGUUUUAUGAUAGAGUUUCGAUUGAUUUCCAAAAAGUCGCCGACACGACGUCGAGGUUUUUUGUCAAAUGCGAGCGGCCAAAAAAGGCGAAUAGUCUAUUAGAUGAACAAUUGCUCAAAGUGCAACUAAUUGAUGAUAAUUUGUCGAAUGUGAAGGAAUGGUACCAAAAGCUUGUCGAUCAAGGCCUCACGAUUGCCACGAUGAAGGGUUUUCUAGAGGCCGAAGAUUUUCGCGAUUUGUUUCGAUUUCUCGAUUAUUUCUUUCAAACAUCAUUCCAUCAAUUGUCGUUUCGAAGCGAGAUGGACUCGAUUUUGCGCGAUGAGCCGCAACGCGAGCGUGCGAGAGAUUUCGCGCCGACGUUCUGGUUGCUUGUCCGAUGCGCUUCGGCGAUGCCGACGAAACUGCAAUCGCCAAUGUCGAUAUUAAUAUCACGGUUUGUUAAUUGA